Molecule: messenger RNA, 259 nt
Organism: Anopheles maculipalpis
Lineage: Eukaryota; Metazoa; Arthropoda; Insecta; Diptera; Culicidae
Product: protein NCBP2AS2 homolog
Exons: 1
Coding region: 8-259 (83 amino acids)
Source: RefSeq, a predicted model, not a curated record
UGCUGCAAUGGUGCUUCAAAUAAUUCUGCGAUACUUGGCGAACAACGAGCAGCUAAUCCAACGUUUAGCCGACUCGUACCCUUUACGUCGUGCGGCACAGAUGGUGCUGAGCGCUUACUAUCGCACCCGAACCGUUGCCGAACAGCAGAAGCUCGUUGGAAUGACGCCGGAACGAUUGCAGCAAGCAAUACGCAGCUUCAAGUCGAAUGUGCAAAAAGAGAUCGAAAACGCCAAGAAUGAUUUGGGCAAAAAGAAGUGA